UAGCAUUUUUGAGGGCAUGAGUCUGCCUCAGGCUCCUUAUAAAUAACACACCUUGACUCAGUGUGCGGCCAGCACCCUUGAGACAUGUGGUGGAUACUGUUUUGGGGGGCCUUUAUUGGGCCAGGGAUCUGCAGCCGAGAAAAGUUUUUUGGGGACCAAGUUUUUAGGAUUAACGUCAGAAAUGGAGACGAGAUCCGAAAGCUGACUCAGCUAGUGGAUUCGGACAGCUUUAAGCUCAAUGUCUGGAAAUCUCCCUCCACUUUUGGUCGGCCUGUCGAUGUUCUGGUCCCUUCUGACAGUCUGUUGCCAUUCAAAUCCUUCCUGAACUCCCAAGGCUUGGGAUAUUCAGUGACAAUUGAAGACCUGCAGGCCCUCUUGGACAAUGAAGAUGAAGAAAUGCGUCACAACGAAGGGCAGGAGCGGAGUGGUGACACCUUCAACUAUGGCUCUUACCAUUCUCUGGAAGCUAUUUACCACGAGAUGGACAGCAUAGCCACAGAUUUUCCUGACCUGGCAAGCAGACUGAAGAUUGGACAGACGUUUGAAAAGCGGCCCAUGUAUGUUCUGAAGUUCAGCACGGGAGGAGGCAAGCAGAAGCCAGCCAUUUGGCUGAACGCAGGCAUCCAUUCCCGCGAGUGGAUCUCACAGGCAACUGCCAUCUGGACAGCGAGGAAGAUCGUGUCUGAUUAUCAGAAGGAUCGAGCUCUCACCUCCAUCUUGGAGGAGGUGGACAUUUUCUUGCUACCUGUGGCCAAUCCUGAUGGAUAUGUGUACACACAAACCCAAAACCGAUUAUGGAGGAAGACACGGUCCUUGAACCCAGGAAGCCGCUGCAUUGGGACUGACCCAAAUAGAAACUGGAACGCAAGUUUUGCAGGAGAGGGAGCCAGCAAUAACCCUUGUUCUGAAGUGUACCAUGGCCCACACCCCAAUUCUGAAGUGGAGGUGAAAGCGGUGGUGGAGUUUAUCCAACAGCAUGGGAAUUUCAAAUGCUUCAUUGAUUUGCACAGCUACUCACAACUGCUAAUGUAUCCCUAUGGGUACACGGUCAAGAAGGCCCCAGACAGCGAGGAGCUGGACGAUGUGGCGAGGCGUGCAGCUGAGGCCCUGGCUUCCCGGUCAGGUACAAAGUACCAAGUAGGCCCUACCUGCACCACUGUCUAUCCAGCCAGCGGGAGCAGCAUCGACUGGGCCUAUGACAAUGGCAUCAAGUAUGCCUUCACAUUUGAACUGAGAGACACGGGACACUACGGCUUCCUGCUGCCGGCCAACCAGAUCAUCCCCACUGCGGAGGAGACCUGGCUGGGGCUGAAGACCAUCAUGGAGCAUGUGCGGGACAAUCUCUACUAGACGAAGGGCCUCCAUGGUGAACCCAUCUAUCUACCCACUGCUGAGGCUACAGUGAAGGGAGCUCAGUCCUUCAUACGAGCCAGACUGCUCUGAGGUGGUAGAGAACAUAGCUUGGACUUUAUUCUGCGCUGUUCCUUGAAAGAUCAUGCAUCUGGCCUUUGGUAUGCCUCUCCUUCACACAGCUGGGGCAGGCCACACUCGAGGUCACAUUUUUUUUUUCUUCCUUCCUUCCUUGCUUUCUUCCUUCCUUCC
Jaculus jaculus (lesser Egyptian jerboa) is the source of this 1602-nucleotide messenger RNA. RefSeq names its product carboxypeptidase A4. Gene Ontology annotation, biological process: proteolysis. The record is from RefSeq and is a predicted model, not a curated record. Bases 85 to 1350 code for a protein of 421 amino acids. The transcript is spliced from 11 exons. Gene Ontology annotation, molecular function: metallocarboxypeptidase activity; zinc ion binding. NCBI's taxonomy places the organism in Eukaryota, Metazoa, Chordata, Mammalia, Rodentia, Dipodidae.